UUUUCAGUCACAAAAUUAUCUUUCUCCGAGUUUAUCAUUUUGUUUGUAGAUUUUUGGCUGUUUUAUUUAUAGUUUUUCCAAAGAAGUUGGCAAAAUUGGCCUAACAAAUUGUUAGAUUUGUCCAGUCUGUAAAUUAGAUGUGUGUUUGUCUGUACGAGUCGGAAAAUAUAUUCAUAUAGUAACUCCUAGUUGAUGACCAAUUAAAAGAAGUGUGGGAUACGCCAAUAAAUCGCGACGCAAAAAUCUGGGAACUGAUUUCUGGCCUUUCAUGUUCGUAGCUCACGAUUGGUAAUAUGUCAAGCGAUGUGGCGGGUGCUGCACAUUCGGGUGGCGCCCCAAAUGAGCUUCAGAAUUUGGACGAAAACAAUCCGCGUAAGCCUACAAUGACAGAGCCGCCGUCACCACAAGAGCAUGCCAAGACGCCAGAGUCCCGCCAUCCAGCCAAUUCCCAUUCCCGCCGCUCGGGCGGUGGCCAGGUGCCAUCACGAAACCAGUCUGGCGGCAACAACGAGUGUCAGUUCUUCUUCGAGGACGAGGUAUUCCGCAUAGAUCGCAAGGGUCACGUCCAUUUCGGCGUUGUAACCGGAACGGCAGAGACCUAUUCCUCCGAUGAAGAUGAUGAUGUCGACGAGGUGCUGUCCAAGGGUGAGGUGCGCGUGGCCUUUUAUCCGGAUUGCAAGGAAGGGGUGCACACGGAACAUUCGAUUGGACUGGCGGAUAGAACCCUAAUGCCAGGCGAUGUGGUUCGAAGACGUCUGCCGGGGCAAAAGGAUCUGGUCGGACAGGCGGGCUAUGUCCGCGAUGUCAAUGUUCGCGCUGAUGUCAUGGUGUUUGGCACCAAGUUUGUCAUUAGGAAUGUGCCCGCCGAACGAUUGCGUCCGAUUUCCGAAUGGACCGCCGAUGUUCCUGUCUGUUCUGGUAUCUGGAUAGGCACCACUGUCAACGUAGACGAGACUGCAGUGAUCAAAUCCGGUAAUGGUGCCCGUUUGGAAAUUACGUCCAAGGAUUUUCUAAAAUUCAAGGAUGCAGUAGGCCACUGUGCCCGCGAAGUCUUCAAUCCGGAUGUCUUCUUUCCGGGCAACCUUGUAGUCGGUCGCUUGCCACCUCCGGAUCGCGUCAAGAAUCUGACUCCAGAGAUUGCUCCACUGAGUAGUCGGAAAAAUCGUGCCUUUUAUACUGUGGAAUCUAUUCGCACCACAUCUGUUAAUGUGGCAUGGACGUGCCGGGCCAUCUCGGCCUCCGAACAUACCACUGAAAUCCAGAAUCUAAAGCAGCCCAAAACCACAAUCAAGGGCGAGGACCUAAACAACGUCAAACGCCUUAACAUAUACGAGUCCUAUGUGCUGCAAAUUCACGAUCGAUUCUACCUCAAAUAUUCCAAAUGUGAUCAAUUAGUUAAACAUACCGACUGGGAAAGGGAGCAAGCGGAAAAAUACAUACCCAUUUACCAUGCCCAGAAAAAGAUGGAGCGCAAGGCCAGCAAACUGAAUGCAUCUCCCUCAAGCAGUGGCAAUGCUCGGAAUGCGCCCAAAAUCCGUCGUGUGCCCAAUAAGUUCAGCGGCUUGCGCCUGCCUCGUCCGGCAUGCGACCACUGUCACAAAUCGUCUAAGCGCAGCAAAGACGAUAUGUUGACAUCGGAUGAUGAUGACGAGCUGGAUGAAGACCACACACAACCACCAGAGCCCUCUGAACCUAUCGAUAAACAGUUAAAGGUGACCGAAAAUGCAGAUUUUGCAACCUCUGCAUCCUCAGCAGCUGCUGAGGGAACCGGUGCUCAGGCAUCCAGAACAACUAUGCGAUCUGUCAAAAGACGACAUGUCAAGAAGAAAAUGCGUAACGUCAAGAAACCCAACCAUAUACCUUUAGUCAGAAAGGAGACGGUUUUAAAAGAUGGCGAAGAAGCCGUGGUGGAGACGCUGGUUGUGUACAGUUCGGUAACUGUCGUCUGGCAGGAUGGGACGGUCGAGAAGGAUAUACCCUCCACCCAACUCUACCCUAUCCAUCAUUUGGAUAACCACGAAUUCUUUCCAGGCGACUUUGUAAGCAAGGCUAACGUGAACAGCACAGGAGCCACAGACUACGGGGUCAUCCAGUGCGUGGAUCACGAUGAACGUACUGCCAAGGUCACGUGGUUUAACAUCUAUUCUCAUAUAUCAAAUCCAAUUCCCUUGUGUAAAGACUUAGAAGAGCUGAGCGUUUAUGACUUGAAGGAUCACUCUGACUACCAGUACCGACCCGGCACUCUAGUCAUUCGAGUGUCGAACUUUACGGGUGAGAAUGUCGACUCAACUGCUGGCCAGGUGAUCGACAAUUACCCGGAUGGACGGGUGCGUGUUUGGUGGGCUAUGGGGCAUAUUACCAUGUGCUACCCGCAGGAUCUGUUCGAAAUCAACCACAACGAACAGUGCUAUGAUGCAUACGAAUCGGAUGGAUCGGAAGACUCAUGGGAGACGCAGUCUGAGAACAGUCGCGUAGGACUUAAUCUUAGCCUUUUGUCACUGGACAACGAUGACCACAUUAUAAUGGGCAUUGAUCGGGCUACGGACGCAAUUUCAAGUCUGGAGAAGCUCUUCCGCGUCCUUGCUCCUAUGCAUAAAGCAGAUGUGCUUAACGAUCUUCUGGCUGUGUACAAAAAUUGUCGAGUUCUGGACAAAAUCCUAAAGUCAAACUUUUUCGACGAGGACCACUUUAAGGGCAUUGUGCAUCAGUGUACCAGUGAUACCGCAAAACAGGCUACAGAGGCGUUGGCCGCUACGCCCAAGGAUACCUCAACGCUCAAGCUCGAAAUGGACACUGUGGUUUUAUCUGGCCAAUCUACAUCGACGCCUACGAAGCGAAAGUCAUCAACGGAAUUGUAUGCGGUUCAGUGCAAAAAAAGCGCGGAUAGAAUUGUUGACAAGGAGGAGGAGCAGGUGCAAGAUGCGGAAGAAUUUCCUUCUAAAGUAUAUCUUGUCUGCGGUGACUCAGGAAUGCCCUGCAAUCAAUUAGUAAAGAAGUAUCGCAACGAGUACAAUGAAAGAAUCAACCAGGCCCGGGAAAGCAUUGCUAAAGCGUUUGAGAAUCGCACCAAGAAUGAUUCUGGUGUACACUCGCGUGGUGAAAAUACCUCAGAAGAGUCGAAUAAUCCGGAUGGGGAAAACAAAGUGGUCGAAGAGUCCGUAGUAAGGGAAACCAACUUACAAACCAAGGAUGAGUUUGACGUUGAAUUGGUUGCCAAUCGCGAUCCUGAUGUCUGUGAAGUCUUUAGUUUUCUAAUCAAGGAGCAAAUGAUCAAAUGUCGUGAGGCUGUCUUGCUCAUGACCAAGUUGAAAAGCGAUCGUAAGGACGAAGACGAGGAGGCUAGCGAUGCGGAGGAAGUUUUCGCGGAUGAUGAGGAAAAUCAAGCGCAAUCUAAAGGUACCGAGGCCGAUAAAAAGUCUGAUGCCGUCGAGGUCAAUGAACAGCCCUUGAAUCUGAACGCUCUAUCCGAGUCGUUGCCGGCCAUUGAUAGCCCAAUGGCAUGCUCCUCGCCAUCUCCAUCAUUAAUAUCAGACCCGAAUCCCGUCUGUGAAAACUGUUUUCAAGUGCUAUCGAAUGCACCGGCUGCUCAUCACUUUAUCAAAAGCCAGGUGACUCCUUCCAACCAGGCACAGUAUCAGCGGGCUAUCCAGCGAGAAUAUCGCUUGCUGAAAGCCUCACUGCCAGCUGGGGUUAUAGUACGGGCCUAUGAGGAUCGCAUGGAUCUGAUGUCCGUGAUGAUGGUCGGUCCAAAGAGGACUCCCUAUCAGAACGCGUUAUUCUUCUUUGACUUUCAAAUGGGCCGGGACUAUCCGAAAAGUCCGCCAGUGUGCCACUACAUCAGCUACUGCACGGACCGUUUAAAUCCGAAUUUGUACGAGGAGGGAAGGGUGUGCGUAUCGCUUCUGGGUACCUGGUCAGGUCGAGACAACGAAGUGUGGUCGAGCAUAAGCACUAUGCUGCAGGUGCUCGUCUCAAUACAGGGACUCAUACUAGUCGAUGAGCCCUACUAUAACGAGGCGGGCUAUGAAAAACAAAGAGGCACCCAAUUGGGCAAUGAGAACUCUCGUGUUUACAACGAGAUGGCCAUCAUAAAAAUUGCCCACUCCACUGUAAAGCAGCUAAAGAAUCCGCCGCUCAUUUUUCGCAACGAAGUAAUUGAGCACUUUAAGGAGUUUGGCAGCGAACUGCAUGGCCGCAUGCUGGCCUGGUCGAAAUAUUCACUAGAGGCGCAGCGCCUUCGAAUAACCAGCAUAAAGGAUAUGCCCUUGGACUACAAGGCGCCGUGUGAGCUGCCCGAAUUUCCGCUCCUGCCUUGCAGUCGUGGCUUUUGUAUGGCGGUCCAAGGCGUUUUGGAUCAACUACAGUGCGAGCUAACAGCCUUGGGGGAGAAUCAGUUGUCGGAUGAACGAAAUAGUAUUGCAGCUGGAAUAGGAACUGCGCCGCGUGCUGCUCCGGAGGAGAUCUGAUCAUGUCCAGCUUAUGCAUGUAAAAUUGGUGCCUAUCAGAAAAACCACAAGACUUUUUUGUCGCCAGCGCUUGCGAAUCUGAUCUGGCCCUUCGCAAGGGUCAGAGUUUUAUAGCCAAUAUCCCAAAACUCGAAUUUGUCUCAACUCUUAUUGCUGGCAAUAGCCAGCCUUUUAGUUAAACAAAAUUUUUUCAAGUUAUUUGUUAUUAGUUUUUCACUUAAAAAAAAAUAUAAAUCUGAAUUCUGUAUAGAGAAAGAGUGAGAGGGAGAGGGAGAGAGAGAGAGAGCGGAACUAAGAGAAACGAUAAAUGAAUCCGCCUCAUAUAAUGUUUGUCAGUCAGUUAAUUUUACUUUUAUUCUUUUUUUGUGGUUGCAGUUAAGCCAGCAAACCAGCAAAGUUGUAUUUAAUGUAUUACGCUGGCCUACGUGAAUCUCUUUGUAGGCAUUCCACUAGAGCUUAGCUUAGUUAGUCCAACCCCGGAUCCCCUAUCAGCAAAACAUGUACGUAAUAUUAUUAAGCUAGCCAAUGCGAGAAAUGUGAAUAAAUUAGCCAUUUUAUUUAUUAUGCCUCCAA
Messenger RNA from Drosophila eugracilis, 5039 nucleotides. RefSeq names its product (E3-independent) E2 ubiquitin-conjugating enzyme UBE2O. The transcript is spliced from 9 exons. Bases 294 to 4466 code for a protein of 1390 amino acids. The record is from RefSeq and is a predicted model, not a curated record. Lineage: Eukaryota; Metazoa; Arthropoda; Insecta; Diptera; Drosophilidae.